GAACCUUGCAACUGCGACUUGCUGGACAAUUUUUGCAGUUUAAUGUCAAUGAUUGCCGUCAAAGAAAACUUUGUCGCAGACUACGAAAAGAAGUAUCCGUUGGUUAACGACCUUCAGCGUCUGAAAAGGCCGGACAGCGUUGGUCGGUAUGCGCAGAAAAUUGUCCCAUAUCGUCGCGUCAUUUGCAUUUCCAUUUUCUUUUACAAGGACGACGAACAGCACUAUGUUGCAACCGAAGGCAGAUCAUCGCAUGAGGGUCAAAUCAGCUACGUUUCAAAGUCAGCUAACGAUCACUUGGAACCGUUGUCUCAAGGGAUGAAAGAGAAGAUUAAGCAGUUGUUUGCUGAGCGUGACGAAGAAGAACGACGUAUUCAUCCUCAUUACGUUGACCUCAUGUACAAUGAUGAUUACGACGGCGAUGAAACAUACGCCUGCGAUUACCCAAUUCCAUCUCUCUGUACGGACCUCACAUCGAUUGAAAUUUCUUCAGAUGGUGAAGAUCCCAAUUUAUAUGAAGGAUACGAGCCGAGUACCUGUUCCGAUCGAGAUGAGAAUACGAAGCCCUUGGCCAGUGAAACGGGAGCGGUCACUGAAAAAAUGAAGGACUUCUCGGUGUAUGAAGUUGAUAAUCAAGUUCAAGAUAGUGAAGAUACGGAAGCAGUUUCGCCUGAUGGUCAGAUGAAUGCACCAAAGCAAAACAUUCAGUUUUCGAAUAAGAAGUACAAGGAAAAGCUUGCAUUUGACAAUCCUGUUCGUAAGGCCAAGGUCGCUGAUGAUGCUGACAAAAGAAAAAUGCCGUCCACUAGUAAGGAAGGGGAAAUUAAACCCCAGAAUUCGAAGAAAGAGUUCAAAAAGAAAGUUGCAGUCGAGAAUCCCGUUGAAGAAACGAAAUCCAUAGCCAGCAGUAAGAAUAAGGACGCAAAAUCAUCUAUCGGUGAGGGAAAAGAAUCCCAGCCUCAGUCUUCUGAUCGGAAGUAUAAAGAAAAGCAUAAGGGUCGCAUUGCCAACCAUGACCGUAAGAAACUGGCCACGAGGAAGCAAGCGAUGGGAUUCGGCUACAGUUAA
Soboliphyme baturini is the source of this 1065-nucleotide messenger RNA. NCBI's taxonomy places the organism in Eukaryota, Metazoa, Nematoda, Enoplea, Dioctophymatida, Soboliphymatidae. The record is from the annotation of a GenBank genome assembly.